AAAACCAAGCAAUCCGUUACGCAUCCACAAAAAUUUUAAUUUAAAAUCGAUCGCAAAAAGCUCAACACAUCAAAUCCAACCAAUAAACCACGAAAAUAUGACCGAUACUCAAAUCAUAAACGAUGCCAUCGAGCAAACCCUUUCCGUAACUCCUAUCGAUCCAAACGAUGGUGAUCUGGACUAUUCUAUAAAAAACAAAUUUAUCGUGGAAAAAGUUAUGCAAAGAAAUUCGCAUCUACAAAUGCUAUCCCGGCUAUCACCGGAAGUCCGCAAACGACUACGCGCCCUCAGAAAAUUACAAUUGCAAACAAAUGCUGUCGAAAUGGAAUUCAGUGAAAAAGAAUUUGAAUUGGAAAAAGCAUUUCAUGAGAAACAUCAACAGAUUUUGAAUAAAAGAUUUGAUAUUGUCUGUGGUAAAUACGAGCCGAAUGAUGACGAAUGCGAUCUCCCUGAUUCAGAAUUGCUGCAACGAAUCGAUGAAAACAUUUCGAUGAUUACACAAUUGAGUAUUGAUGGACAACCGGAAGGAAGUGAAAAUCCCAUUAAAGGGAUCCCAAAUUUUUGGUUGCAUAUAUUAUACUCGAAUCCGAUGCUCGACUUUGUGAUACACGACGGAGACGACGAUAUUCUAAAACAUUUGAUCGAUAUUCGUGCCAUUUACCAGUCACAACCACAUUUCGCAUUCAUUUUGGAGUUUGAGUUCUCUGCGAAUCCAUAUUUUGAGAAUAAUAUUUUGACGAAGGAAUACCUGUUGAAGAUGAAAUUCGACGACCUAUUGCUAUACGAGGGUCCGGAAAUUUUUAAAACUGUCGGAUGCGAAAUACAAUGGAAAGGUAAUCAAAAACCGGUACAACCUUCGUUCCUAGAUUUUUUCGACCCACCCACACUGCCAGCUGAUGUCAUGGAUCCAACUUACGAUGAAAUAAAGAAUGUUUUGGAAAAUGACUUCGAAAUCGGUAACUACAUUAAGGACCACAUAAUACCCAAGGCAACAUUAUACUAUACCGGAGAAUUUCAUGAUGGUUGCAACCUUGGUUGUGAUUCGGACUCGGCUGACGGAGAAGACACUGACGACGACGGCGUGAACGUGAUAAAUAUUUAAAAUUUAUGUAAAUCGAAUGUUAGCUCUGUGAUUACUCGCCUGUUGUUGAAUGAUCUUCAAUAAAUUCCCCCAACAAUUUUU
Bradysia coprophila is the source of this 1183-nucleotide messenger RNA. RefSeq names its product nucleosome assembly protein 1-like 1. Lineage: Eukaryota; Metazoa; Arthropoda; Insecta; Diptera; Sciaridae. Gene Ontology annotation, cellular component: nucleus. The record is from RefSeq and is a predicted model, not a curated record. Gene Ontology annotation, biological process: nucleosome assembly.